UUUGCUUGAGUGACAGAGGCUGAGGCAACCUGAGGAGGAGCUCUCGUUACCCUCUGCCCAUCACCCCAGCUGAGCCCUGGCCCUGGCCGACCAGCCGCAGAGAGAUGGGACCAUCACACCUGCUCCCCUCACUGGCGCUCCUCUGCUUUUCUCUUAUUCCAAACCAAGUUUGCAAGACAUGUGAGGUAAGUGAAGAAAACUACUUCCGUCUAAACCCUCUGUUGAAUACAAUGACCGAUUCAAAAUAUACCACCGGAAGCCACUCUGCUGAUAUCCUGCUGUCCCUCAGACUUGUUGGGCUCCAGAACCAAACCCUAAUUCAGCCACUCUCUCAACAAGUCAAAAAGGAAGUGAGGAGGAAAGGGUUAAAUCUAAGCUUGGGACGGCUUGCUCUGGUUACCCUGGCUUUGGGAGCAUGUCAAACACCCGAUGAAAACUUCAUACACGAUAAUCAUCUGCUCGGCCAUUUAGAAAACAAACUCCAGGCAGAAAUUGGAAAUAUGAAAGCACAUGAUGGCAGUCCUCUGACUAACUACUUCCAGCUCAGCCUGGGCAUCCUGGCCUUGUGCCUGUUCCAUGGGCAAUACUCCACCACCCAAGUUGCUGAACUCUUUGCUCCUGAAAAUAAAAACUAUUAUUUUCAUGGGAACUUUUCAGUAGAUACUGGGGCAAUGGCUGUUUUGGCUCUGAUGUGUGUGAAGAGAGGUCUAAUAAAUGGACAGACAAAGACAGAUAAAAAGGACUUAAGGAGCAUUGAUGAACAUAUACAAUCACUGGUGGAAAAGCUUUUGUCUGAGAAAAAAGAAGGUGGUCUCAUUGGAAACACGUUUAGUACUGGAAUAGCUGUGCAGGCCCUCUUCAUCGCACCGCACUAUUACAAAGAAAGGGACUGGAACUGCCGGCAGACUCUGGACACGAUACUCAGGGAAAUUUCUCAGGGAGCCUUCACUACUCCAAUUGCGGCUGCCCAGAUCUUACCUACCCUAGUGGGAAAGACCUACUUGGAUGUCAGCAGAGGCUCUUCUUGUGCGAGUGGCUUAGGUAACUUUAACAUCUCCGGUCAUGAGCCUGAGCCCACCACACCUCCUAACUCACCCUCAAAUAUCACUGUCCAUUUCUCUGUGAAAAUCAGGGAAACAUAUUCCACCACUGUCACUGUGCCCAAGGGUUCCGUCUUCCUAGCUGUGAUGGAGGAAGCUCAGAAGAAGAACGAGACUGUCUUUGGUUUCACCGUGGAACAGAGCUCAUGGGGCCCCUAUGUCACUUCUGUUCAGGGCCUGAAGGCCAACAAUAAUGACAGAACCUACUGGGAACUCCGGAGCGGGGGCAGGUCACUGAGCCAAGGAGUGGGUAGUUAUGUUGUCCACGAUGGAGAAAGUUUAGAGAUUCGCUGGAGCAAAUAUUAACAAACUCAGACCUUCGUCUCAUGGACUGCCACAUAGAAAUCGCGCCGUCCUUGGCAUCUACCCCAGUCCCAACAGGACAACCAGCAACCGCCCCAUCUGUCUCCCAUGUUCAAUAAAGACCCACUGGUGUACAAAAGAGCGUGUCC
This is a messenger RNA of Fukomys damarensis (Damara mole-rat), 1552 nucleotides long. It is a transcript of the gene Tcn1, whose product is annotated as transcobalamin 1. The transcript has 9 exons. Gene Ontology annotation, molecular function: cobalamin binding. The record is from RefSeq and is a predicted model, not a curated record. Bases 105 to 1406 code for a protein of 433 amino acids. Gene Ontology annotation, biological process: cobalamin transport. Lineage: Eukaryota; Metazoa; Chordata; Mammalia; Rodentia; Bathyergidae.